Microthlaspi erraticum is the source of this 369-nucleotide messenger RNA. The record is from the annotation of a GenBank genome assembly. NCBI's taxonomy places the organism in Eukaryota, Viridiplantae, Streptophyta, Magnoliopsida, Brassicales, Brassicaceae.
AUGGCAAAGUCUUUUGCUCUGUUCCUAACCCUUAUGAUACUUAUCUUCUUCAUCACGACCAUCUCUUCACCUCCGGUUCAAGCCGGCUUCACCAAUGAUAUCGACAGUCUAGAAUGGGCCACGAAGGGAGUCCACGGCUCAGGCUGCCACGGGUCAAUAGCAGAGUGUGUCGGGGGAGAGGAAGAGGAAAUGGACUCGGAGAUCAGUAGAAGAAUAUUGGCGACAACAAAAUACAUAAGCUAUCAAUCUUUGAAACGGAACAGUGUGCCUUGUUCAAGAAGAGGUGCUUCUUAUUACAAUUGUCAGAACGGAGCUCAGGCUAAUCCUUAUAGUCGUGGAUGCAGCAAAAUCUCUCGUUGCGAGAGAUAG